Molecule: messenger RNA, 2458 nt
Organism: Beta vulgaris subsp. vulgaris (sugar beet)
Lineage: Eukaryota; Viridiplantae; Streptophyta; Magnoliopsida; Caryophyllales; Amaranthaceae
Exons: 9
Coding region: 261-1979 (572 amino acids)
Source: RefSeq, a predicted model, not a curated record
CAACUAGACAGCUACAAAGUUUAUAUGACGGAGAAAAACCAGAAACUCCGAAUAAACUGUGAGCAAAUCAGUGGAAGUCAUUCCUGCAAAUGAACUCAAAACUACAUAAAAUUAAACCGAAAUCAACUUGUGUAGUAGUUUGAUUAUAUAACGUUCCUCUAAAUUAACGUCAUUUCAUUUGAAGCUUUGGCGUUACCUUCUUUAUCAAUUCAGUAGCACCGUUUCAAAUUAAUUGUGAAUAAAUAGAGGCAAAAAAAUCAAUGACGAUUACAAUUCAAAUUCAAUCAGACAUGCGUUCUUCUUUACACUUCUCGUCAAUUUUCCGACGUUUAUCGCCGUCUACGACCAACUACCGUCACCGUUUUCCGUCACGUUUGGCGGUUAAAUCCUUCUCAAACGACGCCGUUGAGAAGAUUGUUAACAAACCCUCCAUUUGCACCGCCGAUGAGCUUCAUUAUGUCCACGUGACGAAUUCUGAUUGGCGUCUCGCUCUCUGGCGGUACCAUCCCCACCCCGAGGCUCGUGCAAGGAAUCAUCCUCUUUUGUUGUUAUCAGGUGUUGGGACGAAUGCUAUUGGUUAUGAUCUCGCGCCCGAGUGUUCAUUUGCUCGCCAUAUGUCUGGACAAGGAUUUGAUACAUGGAUUCUUGAAGUUAGAGGGGCUGGAUUAAGCAUGAAUGCAACACACUCUAAAGAUGUAGAACAGUCAGCCCAUGAAAUAUCUGAUAAGAUGGAGUCUACUGCUGAAAAGGCUAAAGAAGCUGUGGUUCAUACUGGGCGGUCCCUCGACUCCAAGGACGGGGCGUUAGUUGAUUCGGAUGUCCCAGUUAUUAAUGGAGCUCCAUCAACAGUUGCGACAGUGUGGGAUGAAUCAGAACUUGUUUCAAAAUUGACCGAUACAUUCAUGCGGUUGUCUCAGAGGCUCUCCGGAUUUCUCAGUGAAGGACAAUCAAGAAUUAUUUCUGCAAGACUUUUGGAUCAACUUCAGAAACUUUUGGAGGAUUCCCAUCUACUUGACCGCUUCAAUGAGACAAGGGGAAAGCUUUUGAGCUUGUUAGAAACUAAUGACAACUCUGCUGUAGCUAAUCAAAUAACAGAUCUAAGCCAAAGGCUAGUGAAUAUAUUUGAAGAAGGACAACGCUCAAUUUCACCUCAGAUCUUUGAUUUGCAGGCAAGCUUCUUUACAACCGUAGAAGAUUUUCAAAAACAGCUUGACCUGAUGGUGAAGUAUGAUUGGGAUUUUGAUCAUUACUUGGACGAGGAUAUUCCUGCUGUGAUGGAAUAUAUAAGAGGUCAAAGCAAACCCAAGGAUGGUAAAUUGCUUGCGAUUGGACACUCGAUGGGUGGUAUACUGUUGUAUGGGAUGCUCUCCAGAUGUGGAUAUGAAGGUAAAGAUCCAAGAUUAGCAGCUAUUGUGACCUUGGCAUCUUCACUUGACUACACAACUUCCAAAUCAUCACUUAAGAUGCUCAUACCCCUGGCUAAUCCUGCACAGGUCCUCAAUGUUCCUGUUGUUCCUCUAGGAGCCAUGCUAUCUGCCACUUACCCUCUCUCAUCGAGCCCUCCAUAUGUUUUGUCUUGGCUCAAUAACUUAAUUUCAGCUGAGGACAUGAUGGAUCCGGAGUUGCUAAAGAAGCUUGUUCUGAACAAUUUUUGUACUAUACCAGCUAAACUUCUAUUACAAUUAACAACAGCUUUCCGUGAGGGUGGAUUAUGUGACCGGAGUGGUACCUUCUUCUACAAGGAUCAUUUGCACAAAAGUAGUACCCCUGUGUUAGCUCUUGCGGGAGAUCAGGACCUCAUUUGCCCUCCUGAAGCUGUUUAUGAAACCGUUAAACUCCUUCCUGAACACUUGGUUACCUAUAAAGUUGUUGGACAACCUGGAGGUCCACAUUAUGCGCACUAUGAUUUAGUUGGAGGAAGAUUGGCUGUAGAAGAAGUGUAUCCUUGCGUAGUUGACUUUUUGAGCCGUAAUGACUAGAAUCCUGGAUACAGGCCAAGAUCUCCUUUGACAAAUCACAAUGGUGUUCUGCGUUUUCCCAAAUGAUUAUUUUGCUCUUAAUAGCCAAGUUGCUGUAACUCAGUUCGCCAACUUGUGUAAUCUCCACAUUGCUGCUCUGCUCCAUCUGGUAUAUAGAACAUAGAAUGAGAAGCAAGUUUUUGCUCAAGGCAAGCCAUGCUCUUAUCGUGGGAUGUCAACAGAUGCUACUAGGCCUGGCCCGCCCUGCUAAUAGAGCUUUUAAUUCCCAUAUCAGUUUUUGUACAUCUUCAUAUACAUCCGACUUUUGGUUCUUAAUUUUUAUAGUUCAUGCGUGUUUAUAUAUAGAGUUGUGAAAGCCUGUUGAUUGUGUUAUGCUGCAGUCUUGACUCUUGUAGUAUCAUCUUUUUGUUUACAGCUGAAUUAAUUUGAUUGUAAAUGUCCUAUAUCUGGUUAAUUAAGCAGGGUUGAUUUGAAAGUGA